Molecule: messenger RNA, 1480 nt
Organism: Megachile rotundata (alfalfa leafcutting bee)
Lineage: Eukaryota; Metazoa; Arthropoda; Insecta; Hymenoptera; Megachilidae
Source: RefSeq, a predicted model, not a curated record
AAUUCAAAAUUUUCAAUUCAUCCAAAUAUUUCAACCUUUCCAUAUUUUUCAGUUUGCAAGUUUUUAAAUUUGAAGAGAUCUUCAUAAAGAUUUUACCAAGACUGUACAAUAGUUUCAAAAUAGUUUCCAGCCUAACUAUUAUCGACUACCAAAGCUGUUCUAAUCCACGACAACCCUUCUCGCACGUCCAUUAGACUCAACACCAUACAUGAAUAUACUACGCAAACAUCAUCGCUUUAUACAUCACACAUUAUAGAAAAACCUUUAUAAUACAUUUUAUACCAAAAGAUUACCUGCUGAAAGAGCUAUCUUCUAAAAGAGCUAAUCAAACUAAGAAAUGAUUUUAUUACAAAUAACAAAAGAAACUCAAUUUUUAUUACACUCGAUAUCCAUCAGCAAGUUUUAAACGAUAUCGAAGCAAAAGUUUCGCCGUUAAAUCGCUUCCGCUGUAAGGCGAGAAUAAAAAGUAUGGAAAGUUGCAAUCAGAUUCUACUCCCCUCGAUUUUGUUGGCACUGAAGAUUGUUUCAUAAAAGCGGAAGCGGGAACAAGAUUUCAUUCCGCAAAUGACAUUCGAUUGCAGAAUACUAUUGAACAAUCCAUUCAACGAUUUUUCACACGUACGUGACUAGAGAGGAAUAAAUUGGAUUAUAGAAAGAGUGGAUUGAUUCUGCUGUUUCGCUUCCAAGAACUCCUCGUUUCAAGGAGAGCGCAAUUUCUCAUACAAGAAUAAAAAAUCUCUUUACAUUUAGAUUGAAUUCGUGAUUGCAGAAUAAUCGUUGCAAUAAUAGAUCUCCAUCUUUUUUUAAGAGAAGAUUUUUAUAUCUUAUGUAGGCAGAUGUCGAAGAUCUAAAGGACACUGUGAUACAACACGUUAAAUAAUUAUUUUAAUUACUAGACAAAAAAUAUUAACAAUUUUACUAUAAAAACUAUUAUCACAAAAUUGUCCUGAAACAUUUCCUAAUGAAGCUUUCCUUCUUUACAAUUCAGUUCAAUAACAUAUUAAAAAGAUAUUCUCUUUUUCAGAUCUGAACGUUACCUAACAAGAUUACAAUCAGGAGAUAAUAUGAGGGACGAAAUAUCGAUAUUUUUAGUGGUCAUCCUUGCGAUUGGAGGUUUGAUGAUGAUGAGCGCACUGCUGGCCUGUUACGCAUGUAUCUUUCGAGAUCUAUGUUGUAGACCCGAAGACAGGUCCAAGAGAAGACGUCCUCAGAGUCCUCACCAUGAACCUGAUGACCCAAACCGACCCAGAAUGGAUACCAUGCUCAUGAACGAUAUUACACAAGGAGAAAGUAUGCCUACGGAAUCUGAGAAAGUUUAAACUUCGAUAUAAAAUAUUACCUGCUAAUGAGAAGAUGUCUUUCACCGUUAGUGACUGUAAAUACGAAGCAUAAACAGAAAUAGUUGAACUUUUAUUUCAAAUUGCUAUGUUGCAAAUCAAUGCAUUAUGUACAUAUUCGAAUACAUUCAUACAUAUAUACA